This is a messenger RNA of Sinocyclocheilus grahami, 975 nucleotides long. Its product is annotated as tubulin alpha chain. The transcript has a single exon. Gene Ontology annotation, cellular component: microtubule. Gene Ontology annotation, biological process: microtubule-based process. The coding region runs from base 1 to 768 and encodes 255 amino acids. The record is from RefSeq and is a predicted model, not a curated record. Lineage: Eukaryota; Metazoa; Chordata; Actinopteri; Cypriniformes; Cyprinidae. Gene Ontology annotation, molecular function: GTP binding; structural constituent of cytoskeleton.
AUGUCAUUGAGUCAGUCAGUUCAAGCCCUCUUUCACAGUCAUAAUAUCUGCCGUAGAAACCUUGAUAUCGAGCGUCCCAGCUACACCAACCUUAAUAGGCUGAUAGGUCAGAUUGUGUCCUCCAUUACUGCCUCCCUGAGAUUUGACGGCGCCCUGAAUGUUGACUUAACUGAGUUUCAGACCAACUUGGUGCCAUAUCCACGUAUCCAUUUUCCUUUAGCAACUUAUGCUCCUGUGAUCUCUGCUGAGAAAGCUUACCAUGAGCAGCUCUCAGUGUCUGAGAUCACUAAUGCUUGCUUUGAGCCAUCUAAUCAGAUGGUCAAAUGUGACCCACGUCACGGCAAGUACAUGGCUUGCUGCCUGUUGUACCGUGGUGAUGUUGUACCUAAAGAUGUAAAUGCUGCUAUUGCCACCAUAAAGACCAAGCGCAGCAUUCAAUUUGUGGACUGGUGUCCAACUGGUUUCAAGGUUGGUAUAAACUACCAGCCCCCUACCGUUGUACCUGGUGGUGAUUUGGCCAAGGUGCAGCGAGCGGUGUGCAUGCUAAGCAACACCACUGCUAUCGCGGAGGCUUGGGCCAGACUUGAUCAUAAGUUCGAUCUGAUGUACGCUAAGCGUGCCUUUGUGCACUGGUACGUAGGUGAAGGUAUGGAGGAGGGCGAGUUCUCUGAGGCUCGAGAAGACAUGGCAGCCCUGGAGAAAGAUUAUGAGGAGGUGGGUGUAGAUUCAGUCGAGGGAGAAGGAGAAGAGGAGGGAGAGGAGUAUUAGAUUUCCUUCAUUUUCAUGCAUCCUCCAGAAUGAAAAUGAAUAGCAGGUAGCCUCUAGACCGAAAAUUUCACAAGCUUAAAAAAUGGCAACUGACAUAACAGUCUACUUACUUGGUGUUAGUUUGAAUGUUAGUUUAAUUUGCCGACAAAUAUUGUAAUGAAAAAUUAUUGUGGAUAUUCUGUGUCUCAAUAAAAAGCUUAAAAUAAA